UGUGUGAGGAGCCGCUGCACAGUCACUUUAACACACACUUCAACACGCACACUUUAACACACACUUCAACACACACUUUAACACGCACACUUUAACACACACUUUAACACGCACACUUUAACACACACUUCAACACGCACACUUUAACACACACUUCAACACACUUUAACACGCACACUUUAACACACACUUCAACACGCACACUUUAACACACACUUCAACACACACUUUAACACGCACACUUUAACACACACUUCAACACACACUUUAACACACACUUUAACACACAGUAUCGCGCUCCUCUUCCCCACCAUGUGGGCCGCAGUGACAGAGCGAUCGGAGGCGUUUUUAACGGAGAAGAACCUGCUGACGGACUCUUUAACGGAGCUCGAGCGGCGCACCGGCAUCCACAAACACUACAUCGCCUCAGGUGCACUGUGCAUCAUCACUCUGUACCUGUUAUUCGGUUACGGUGCAUCUCUUCUCUGCAACCUGAUUGGAUUUGCCUACCCUGCCUACGCUUCUGUGAAAGCAAUUGAGAGCAGGAAUAAAGAGGACGACACACAGUGGUUAACGUACUGGGUGGUGUAUGGUCUCUUCAGCGUGGCCGAAUUUUUCUCCGACAUUUUUCUCUUCUGGUUUCCAUUUUAUUAUGCUGGAAAGUGUGUGUUCUUGAUAUGGUGUAUGGCCCCUGUGUCCUGGAAUGGUUCUCAGCUGAUCUACACUCGAGUGGUUCGUCCGUUCUUCCUGAAGCAUGAGGCAACUCUCGACACCAUGGUGAAAGACCUGAGCGGAAAAGCCAAGAGUGCAGCGCAGUCUGCUGCUAAAGAGGGUUUCAGCUGAAUAACUACGAGGCUAAAGUUCAGGGAUAAACUUUGAUGUUGCUGUGACGGAGUUCUCUCCACAUGCUAAAAGAGUUACGUGAUAUUGCAGUGUUUUGUUGUUAUUGAUUUUAAUAAUGUUAAAAUGUGUACCAGUUAAGCAUGUAAAGGUGAAAAGUAUGGUGAUGCUCAGUGGUUGCUAUGCUAAUCCAGUUGGUUGCUAAGUGGUUGUUAUGGAAUUCCAGGUGGUUGCUAGGGUAUUGCUAGGUGGCUCUUAUGGUGUUCCAGGUGGUUGCCAAGUUGUAUCUCAUCACUUGCUAAGGAAACUCAGAUGGUUGCUUGGAUUUGAGUGGCAAAAAAUUAUGAUCCAUGAAAAUGGUACAAA
Messenger RNA from Neoarius graeffei (lesser salmon catfish), 1206 nucleotides. Its product is annotated as Receptor expression-enhancing protein 6-like. Lineage: Eukaryota; Metazoa; Chordata; Actinopteri; Siluriformes; Ariidae. The record is from RefSeq and is a predicted model, not a curated record. The transcript is spliced from 5 exons. The coding region runs from base 313 to 843 and encodes 176 amino acids.